Molecule: messenger RNA, 589 nt
Organism: Schistocerca gregaria
Lineage: Eukaryota; Metazoa; Arthropoda; Insecta; Orthoptera; Acrididae
Product: LIM/homeobox protein Lhx9-like
Exons: 4
Coding region: 86-589 (167 amino acids)
Biological process (GO): neuron differentiation; regulation of transcription by RNA polymerase II
Cellular component (GO): nucleus
Molecular function (GO): DNA-binding transcription factor activity, RNA polymerase II-specific; RNA polymerase II transcription regulatory region sequence-specific DNA binding
Source: RefSeq, a predicted model, not a curated record
UGCGACUGCAAGCUGCCGCUCGCCUCCGAGCUCACCUGCUUCUCUCGCGACGGCAACAUUUACUGCAAGGAGGACUACUACAGAGAUGCUGCACCCCUCGGAGCUGUCCUCGUCCAUGGAGUCCCUGGGGUACGACUCGUCGGUGACGUCACCGGGGAACCCGGCCGGCCAGCAGCAGCAGCAGCAGCGCACCAAGCGCAUGCGCACCUCCUUCAAGCACCACCAGCUGCGCACCAUGAAGUCCUACUUCGCCAUCAACCAGAACCCGGACGCCAAAGAUCUUAAGCAGCUCGCGCAGAAGACGGGGCUGUCGAAGCGGGUCCUCCAGGUGUGGUUCCAGAACGCGCGCGCCAAGUGGCGGAGGAACCUGAUGCGGCAGGAGGGCGGCGGACAGGGCGGCCCCGGCCCGCCGUCGGUGGGGCCGCCGUCGGUGCUGCUGGGCGACAGCAACAGCCUGCCGCCGCCGCCCACGCCCGAGGACUUGCACCAGCACCACCACCCCCACCACCACCACCACCACCAGCAGCAGCAGCACCAGGCGCCGGUGCCGGCGCAGCCGCAGCCGCUCAGCUUCGCCGACCUCUACUAG